AUGUCUGUCAAACAAGAGCAUCCUUUAAUUGUAAAACCAGAAACAGAAAUAAACAUUAAGAAAAGUAAAAAUGAUGAAGAUUCUGAAAGAACUAAAACUCCAGAUAAUAAAGCUGAAGAAACAAAGACAGUUAACACUGAAACAGAACCAGUUGUUGAAGAGAGGCCAAUUUUUGUGUGCAAAAACUGUAAUCUGACGGAACGAUAUGAUUGUUUUAACGACCAUGUAUCUUUUAAUCGCAAGGUGGGAACAAAAGUUGAUUACUAUUUAGCGAGAGAUCCAUUUUCUCCACGCAGCAAAAGACAAUUUUUAAUCUUAGGAUCGGUAUGUUCUAUGUGUGAUAAAGACGUUUGCAUUAAACCUGAAUGCAGUAUAUUUUAUUCCAAGUUUUUCUGCUCUAUAUGUGCAAGAAAAUAUAUUUCAAAUUUUCCUACUAGUAUUCAAGAAAAAAUCAAAACUACAAAAAGAAUUUAG
This is a messenger RNA of Macrosiphum euphorbiae (potato aphid), 474 nucleotides long. The record is from the annotation of a GenBank genome assembly. NCBI's taxonomy places the organism in Eukaryota, Metazoa, Arthropoda, Insecta, Hemiptera, Aphididae.